GUCUUAAGACAGUCGGGCGCGAACUAACAAACCCGCCGGAUGCAGAACGGAUCUCGCUUGCUAAUUUAUUUUUAUAAAGUCGCUUAAAUAAUUGUUAUAUUGUGUCACUAAUUAUUAUUAUUGUUAUUAAACGUUUGGUGUAAAGUGUGCAAGCACGUGACCUGUUUUAAAAAUUAAAUAUCUCACCGGAAGUUUAUAAUUAUGUUUCAUUGCUCCGUGUAGAAUAAACUAUUUGCACGUGCAUUCAGUACUCGGUAAAACUUUUCACUCAUUGUACAGAUAGUUGUAGUCUAUUCUGUUAUUACUUAUCAUUAUAAUUAAUAUCAUUUAUAAAUAUUUAUUUGUGAGUAAUUAUGAUUGGUGGGUUAGUUUUGAGUGAUACAAAUGCCAGUAAAAUGACGAGUAAUGCAAUAAGAGGAAUACGCAGAAAAAAAAGUUCACUUUGUGAAGUUAAAGUUGCUGUUAUUGGUGCUCCAGGUGUUGGCAAAAGUGCCUUGACUGUGAGAUUCUUGACGAGGCGUUAUAUCGGCGAGUAUGACCAUCAACAAGAAAAUCGGUAUAAACACGAGGUACUUGUUGAUGGUGAGCCGAUACUUUUUGAAAUAUUAGACUCAUGUCCAAAGAGUGAAGAAGAAAUGCCAACAAUGGAAACAUUGCAAUGGGCGGAUGGUCUUCUAUUAGUUUAUUCAAUAACCGAUCGAGGUUCCUUCAACUUUGUAAGAAAAGCGAAACAAGCACUUGCGGUGGCCGACCCAGAAGCAGCGAUGCCUUUAGCUUUGGUUGGAAACAAAGCAGACAUGGUUCACUUACGUCAGGUCAGCACUGAAGAGGGUGAAAUUUUGGCCAAAGACUUUGAGUGUUGGUUUAGUGAAGUUACUGCUGCCGAACAGGUAGCCCAGAUCGCUGAAUCAUUUCAUGAAUUAUGCAGAGAAGUUUUAGCUGCGAGAAGACGGAAUAAACAGUCGCUAUUGGAUCGUAUGCUCGGAAGUAAAGCUACUAAAGCUUACUCACGAGGAAAAAGUGAUUCUGCUUUACCUAAAGAUUAAUUAACUACUCAUAUUUAUAAUUACUAAACUACCUUAAAUGUACAGACGAGUAUUUUUUUAUAUGUACUAAUAUUUUUUUUUUUUUUAUUAUUAUUUCACCUCAAAUUUGUUAAUUGUUCAAUCCACAAUUUUACCGAAAGUUAUUAAUUAAUAAAAUAGAUACUAACAUAA
Messenger RNA from Cotesia glomerata, 1217 nucleotides. RefSeq names its product ras-related and estrogen-regulated growth inhibitor. NCBI's taxonomy places the organism in Eukaryota, Metazoa, Arthropoda, Insecta, Hymenoptera, Braconidae. The transcript is spliced from 6 exons. The record is from RefSeq and is a predicted model, not a curated record. The coding region runs from base 354 to 1046 and encodes 230 amino acids. Gene Ontology annotation, molecular function: GTP binding; GTPase activity.